Mesorhabditis spiculigera is the source of this 2121-nucleotide messenger RNA. The record is from the annotation of a GenBank genome assembly. NCBI's taxonomy places the organism in Eukaryota, Metazoa, Nematoda, Chromadorea, Rhabditida, Rhabditidae.
AUGACCAACAUCGCGUUCAUGGGCACGCUCGUCUGCUCUGGAAGGGGAAGUGGCCUCGUCAUCUCCACAGCCACCCACUCCAAGUUUGGCGAGGUGCUGAAAAUGAUGCAGGAGCAAGAGUCGCCAAAAACUCCCCUCCAAAACUCGAUGGAUCACUUGGGGAAGCAGUUGUCAAUCUACUCGUUUGGCGUGAUCGGCGUGAUCUUCGUCAUUGGCCUCGUGCAGGGCCACAACGUCCUCGACAUGUUCACCAUCGGCGUCAGUUUGGCCGUGGCUGCAAUCCCGGAAGGACUUCCGAUCGUCGUCGCCGUCACCCUGGCCAUCGGCGUGAUGAGGAUGGCCAACCGGAGAUGUGUCGUCAAAAAGAUGCCCGCUGUGGAAACGCUGGGUUGCGUGACGGUGAUCUGCUCGGACAAGACGGGCACGCUGACGAAGAACGAGAUGACGGCCACCGUUGUUGUCACGCCGGAAGGAAGGAGGGCUGAGGUAACCGGCCUCGGGUACGCCGUCGACGGCGGUAUCUGCACGUACAACGGGCAAACGGUCACCGGAUGGAGCCACCCCGAAUUCGCCUCCAUCAUCGAAGCCGGCGCCGUCUGCAACAACGCGGCCAUCGUUGGGGAAAGUGUCGUCGGGCAACCAACUGAGGGAGCCCUCGUCGUGCUCGCCAAAAAGACCGGAUUGGAGCAAUGCCGAUUGAGCUACACUCGCCAAGGGGAGAUCCCGUUCUCGCACGACAACAAAUGGAUGUCCGUGCAAUGCGUCAAUCAGCAGGGCAACGUGGUGCAUUUCGUGAAAGGUGCCUCGGAUCGGAUCAUCGAACUGUGCGACUCGUAUCUGUCGGCUGAUGGACGGAGGCUGGCCCUCGACGCGCAGACGCGAAAAUUGAUCAACGACGGGGCGAGUGCGGUGGCGUGUCAGGGGCUCAGAGUGCUAGCGUUCGCGCGCGGCGACUCGGUGCAGUCUCUACAGCUUCUCGGGCUGGUCGGCAUGUGGGAUCCGCCGAGGCCCGGCGCCGCUGAAGCCAUCGAGAUCGUCAAAUCGUCGGGCGUCGACGUGAAGCUGAUCACUGGCGACAGUCAGGAGACCGCGCAGAGCAUCGGUGAACGGUUGAUGAUUCACUCUUCGGCUGACAUGUGCCUUUCCGGCCACCAAAUCGAGCAGAUGAGCGACCACGACCUCGAGAUGGUCAUUCGCCAGGUGACGAUCAUCUACCGGGCGACCCCGCGGCACAAAUUGAAGAUUGUGAAGGCACUGCAGACGCUUGGCGAAGUCGUCGCGAUGACUGGAGAUGGUGUCAACGAUGCGGCCGCCUUGAAGAAGGCCGAUAUCGGAAUCGCCAUGGGAAUCAGCGGUACCGACGUCUGCAAGGAGGCGGCCGACAUGGUGCUCUGUGACGACGACUUUUCAACGCUCGAACACGCGAUCGAGGAGGGCAAGGGCAUCUACCACAACAUCACCAACUUUGUCCGCUUCCAGCUUUCGACUUCUGUGGCCGCCCUGUCGUUGAUCGCGGCGUCGACCAUCUUUGGCUUUGAGAACCCGCUGAACGCGAUGCAAAUCCUGUGGAUCAACAUCAUCAUGGACGGGCCGCCCGCGCAGAGCUUGGGCGUGGAGCCGGUAGAUGCGGACAUCAUCAAGCAGCGCCCCCGCAACACAAAGCAGCCGAUGCUGACGAUGAAGCUGAUCUCGCACAUCCUCUCCUCGGCCGCCAUCAUUGUCGUCGGGACGCUAUGGGUGUUUUAUAAAGAGAUGUCGGCCGACAACAAGAUCACUCCGCGCGACACCACGAUGACGUUCACCUGCUUCGUGCUGUUCGACAUGUGGAACGCGCUGUCGUGCCGCAGCAGUCGGAAGAUGAUAUGGGAAAUUGGAUUGUUUAGGAAUCGGAUGUUCUGCCUAGCCGUCGCUGGCUCACUCCUCGGCCAGCUGGCGGUCAUCUACUGGGCCCCGUUGCAGCGCAUCUUCCAGACAGAGACGCUCUCCAUCUACGACCUCGUGUUCCUGACAGCCCUCACGUCGACGGUGUUCGUCUUCAACGAGACGCGCAAGUUCUUCGAGCUGCGCAGCAACGGCCAGCUGCCCAGCAGCCAUUUCGACCCGUCGAGCGUCAAGACCACC